AUGGACGUAUUCUUUUCCGAAUGGUCUAAGACAGCUACCGGGUGGUCUCUCUUACUAUUCCUGGGUGCAUUGCCGUGUCUCUUUGGCCUGUACCUCUGUUUUGUUGCGCCCCCACGCCAUCCACAACAGAUCCCCAGCGUACCCUUCUGGGUGACCCUCCUGCCCUUUUUCUUCGAUGUCGAUCAGCAGGAGACCUUCCAGCAGUACAUUGCCAAACCACUCCAGACCCAUGGCGCCAUCAAGAUGUUUUUCGCGGGCCGGUGGAAUGUAAUAGUGCAGCGACCGGCGAUGUUGGCGGAGAUUUUUCGCAACGAGCACAUUUACCACAAGAGCGGCAAUCAGGAAAAGAUUCCCCACAGCGUGUUGGCGGAGUAUCUGGGUAACUUCCGGGAACGAGCACAAUUGAGGGAGAUUUCUCGCACUGACCUCGACCUUCGAUUGGCAGGCUCCAACAUCAUCUCAGCGAGAGGGGACGAGUGGCGCCGCUAUCGUGCUGUCAUCCAGCCCGGCUUGCAGACCUCGUUUGACUCCAGCGCGGUGUUCCGUCAUGCUCAACGACUGAGCGCGGUCUUGCUGGGACUGCAGGAGAGGAAUCGCCGGCAGGGAGUGCCGGUACAAGGCGUGCUACAGCGAUACUCGAGCGCCAACCUCCUGCGUUGUGUUCUGGGACUGUCCGACUUGAGUAUGAUCAAGAUGGACCAGGACGCUCCGUUGCACAGCAUCCAAACGUCGCUGAAGCGGUAUCUCUUCCAACCGAUCUUCUUGAACUUCCCCGUCCUUGACUGGCUGGGCUGGGCUAUUCCGUCGCGCAGACAGGCCCGUAACCUGAUCCAGGACUUCUCCACCGAGUUGCAGAUGCAGAUAGUCCAAGCGCACCCUCCGGGGUCCAGUACGACCAGUGUCGGAGGCCGACUGGCGACCGCGUGGCGUGAUGGAACGCUAACCACCCAGCAGUUCCGCGAUAACCUCAACGUCCUCUACGUGGCGGGGCAUGAGAAUCCACAGCUGCUGCUUACUUCGGCGCUGUACUUGCUUGGGAAAUUCCCGAAGGUACAGGAGCGGCUCCGAGCGGAGAUCGAGCAGUAUGGAACGAUCGAUGAGGGUGAUACACCCACGGUUUCCUGGGAGAGGCUCCCGUAUCUGUCGGCGACGAUCCUCGAAUGUGCUCGGCUAUUCCCGCCCAUUUCGCAGCUGAUCAACCGUCGAGUGGCCACGCCCACAUGGCUGGCAGGAAACCUCCAUCUGACCCCUGGGAUGUACGUGGGAUAUCACAGCUACGCGACCAAUCGAGAUCCCACCACUUGGGGUCCAGAUGCAGAUGAAUUCCGACCAGAGCGAUGGGGCCACACACAUGAGCAGAUUUUCGCAGCGUACAGACGGGCUAAGGCGCGAGCCGAGUUUAUCACUUUCCAUGGCGGGCCGCGUGCAUGUCUGGGCGAGAAGUUUGCCCUGUUGCAGAUGCGGGUCUCGCUGCUGGUGCUGGUGAGAUCCCUGUCUUGGACGUUGGACCCUGAGUGGACAGACCAGAUGAUGCCGGCGGGUCCUUUGCAUCCACGCGGGCUGCGAUUGAUGUUCAUCACACACGACAAGGAUGCCGCCACGUAG
Molecule: messenger RNA, 1605 nt
Organism: Aspergillus clavatus NRRL 1
Lineage: Eukaryota; Fungi; Ascomycota; Eurotiomycetes; Eurotiales; Aspergillaceae
Product: cytochrome P450
Exons: 4
Coding region: 1-1605 (534 amino acids)
Molecular function (GO): oxidoreductase activity, acting on paired donors, with incorporation or reduction of molecular oxygen; iron ion binding; heme binding
Source: RefSeq, a predicted model, not a curated record